Messenger RNA from Anarrhichthys ocellatus (wolf-eel), 2067 nucleotides. Its product is annotated as meprin A subunit beta-like. Gene Ontology annotation, biological process: proteolysis. The transcript has 14 exons. The record is from RefSeq and is a predicted model, not a curated record. Lineage: Eukaryota; Metazoa; Chordata; Actinopteri; Perciformes; Anarhichadidae. Bases 1 to 2067 code for a protein of 688 amino acids. Gene Ontology annotation, cellular component: membrane. Gene Ontology annotation, molecular function: zinc ion binding; metalloendopeptidase activity; protein binding.
AUGGCACUCAGGUGGAUCGUUCUGCUCUUUGUCCUGGGACUGGCAGCAGCUAAGCUAACAGGGGAUACAGAAACGGACGUUGAUGAGGGCCAUGACUGGGACAUCUUUAACAUCAAUGAAGCGGCUGGGCUGGACCUGCUGGAGGGAGAUAUCGAACAGGAGGAAACAGACAGCAGAAACUCCAUUAUAGGAGACAAGUAUCGCUGGCCAACAACCAUUCCCUACUACCUGGAGGACAGUCUGGAUAUGAAUGCAAAGGGAGUGAUCCUGAAGGCAUUCGACCAGUACAGACUGAAGACCUGCAUUGACUUCACACCAUGGACAGGAGAGGAGAACUACAUCUCUGUGUUCAAAGGGAGCGGAUGCUUCUCUUCUGUGGGCAACCAGCAUGUGGGGAAGCAGCGGCUGUCCAUCGGUAGAAACUGUGACCGUCUAGGAACCGUAGAGCACGAGUUCCUGCACGCUCUGGGCUUCUGGCAUGAGCAGUCCAGAGCCGACCGGGACGAUUACGUCAACAUCAUGUGGGAUCGCAUUGAACCUGGUAAAGAGCACAACUUCAAAACAUACGAUGACGCAGUGUCCAGCGCCCUAGGCGUCCCCUACGACUACGGCUCUGUGAUGCACUACAGCAAGACGUCCUUCAACAUCGCCUCUGAGCCCACCAUCGUCACCAAGAUCCCCCACUUCAUGGAUGUGAUUGGUCAGAGGAUGGGCUUCAGUGCCAGUGACCUAACCAAGCUCAACAGCCUCUACAAAUGCACCAAGUCUUCUGCCUUCGUGGACAGCUGUAACUUUGAGCUGGAGAACAUCUGUGGGAUGAUUCAGGGUCCCGGCAAAGCAAAGUGGGAACAACGCAGCUCUGCAAGCGGAGGGCCUCAGACCGACUUCUCCAACAUGGGACAGUGUAAAGGAAAAGGCUACUUCAUGCACUUCAGCACCGCCUCUGCUGAACCUGGUGACCGUGCGUUCCUGGAGAGUCGUUGGCUUUACCCCAAACCUGGAGUCCAGUGUCUGCAGUUCUUCCUCCACAACACCGCCGCAGCGGAUGAUGUUCUCAACAUCUGGGUGAGAGAGUAUAACGAGGUCAACCCCGGCGGUAAACUCAAGCUCUUCAAGAGCAUUUCAGCAGGCGUCAUGGGCUCCUGGGAACUGCAUGCCAUCAAUCUGAAUGUGACCCGGAAGGCCCGUGUGGUUUUUGAGGGCGUGAGGGGAAAGGGUCCAUCGGAGGGAGGUUUCUCUCUGGAUGACAUCAACCUGUCAUCCACAAAGUGCCCUCAGCACAUCUGGCACAUCCGCAACAUCACCCGCCUGCUGGCCACCACACCAGCAGGAGAAAAGCUGUACAGCCCUCGCUUACUGUCACCAGCAGGUUACUCCUUCCAGGUCGGUGUGUACAUUAACGGAACAAGCGACCGUCCAGGAUACAUGGGCACCUACUUCUACCUGACCUCAGGCCCCAACGACCACAAGCUCAAGUGGCCAUGUCCGUGGCAGCAGGCGACUAUGGCCCUGAUGGAUCAGCACUCUGAUGUCAGACAGCAGAUGAACAUGCACCGAAUGGUCACCACCGACCCCGACAAGAUGUCUUCUGACGGCACUGAGUUCUACUGGGACGAUCCCAGGAAGGUGGGCUCCAAAGUGACUGCGUCUGACGGCAGCUCUUACUACCGGGGCCCAGGCACCGGAACGAGCAGCUUCAUCACCCACAGCAGACUAAAGAGCAGGGACUUCAUCAAAGGAGACGAUGCCUUCUUCCUCUUCAGUCUGGAAGAUAUAUCCGAUCUGCUGGCCUCUCGGCCCCUCGUCCGCCCCGCAGUCCGAGCUGACGGCAGGCUGGUGAAGGCGGAGGACCAAGGUGCUCCGCAGGGAGGUGCUGGAAACCCCACGGCGGUCACGGCUGUGGUCGGGUCCGUGGGAGCGGCCAUGCUGGUGGUUUCCACGGUGAUCGUAGGGAAGGCCUGCAGGACGAGGAGACGGCAGGAGGGCGAUGAGGUGGUGAUCAUACAGGACAUGACUGUAUUCAUGGAAGUGAGUGUCAGCAUCAAUUCACAGCACAGCAAUAACUAA